CUCUUCUUCAAGCUCUACGAAUCGUCACUGAUAAAAGAAUAUCAUAUUCUUUCCACAAUUAUUAGCGACAAAUCACAAUGCCAGCAGCUGCACAACUUCCGAUCGUUGACCUCUCUUCACCAGACCACUCUAUCGCCGAUUCAAUUCGCCAGGCAUGUGAAGAGUAUGGAUUUUUCUACCUUAUCAAUCAUGGAGUAGAGAAAGAUUUAAUCGCUCAAGUUUUUGAAGAAAGCAAGAAUUUUUUCUCGCUUCCUUUGAGUGAUAAAAUGAAAUUGAUUCGCCAAAAUCACAGAGGCUACACGCCAUUACUUGCUCAGAAUCUCGAUGUUUCUUCUCCUAAUUCCAAAGGUGGUGCAAAUGAAAGUUUCUAUAUCGGUCCUUUAGAAAAUAGUGAACUUAAUCAGUGGCCAUCACAAGAGGUUCUACCGUCAUGGAGACCAAGGAUGGAAGCUUAUCAAAGAAAACUUCUGUCUACUGGAAAAAUAAUACUCUCUUUCAUGGCUUUGGCUUUGAACUUGGAUAAAGAUUAUUUUGAGAAAAUUGGAGCCUUGGAUCAACCACAUGCCUUUCUUCGUCUCUUACACUAUCCAGAUGUGGUGAAGCAUUCUGAGGAAGAAAUAUUUGGUGCUUCGGCACAUUCAGACUUUGGAAUGAUCACUCUUCUGGUGACUGAUGGUGUACCAGGACUUCAGGUUUGUAGAGAAAAAUACGAAGAACCACGGACCUGGGAGAAUGUGUUACAUAUGGAAGGGGCCUUCAUAGUUAACACCGGAGACUUGAUGGAGAGAUGGACUAAUUGUUCUUUCCGGUCCGUAUUACACAGAGUGAUCCCAGUAGGACAAGAACGCUACUCUAUGGCAUUCUUUUUAAAUCCUAACCCAAAUUGCCUUGUGCAAUGUUUAGAAAGUUGUUGCAGCGAAUCAUAUCCCCAGAGGUUUCCUCCAAUUCGCAGCGGAGACUAUAUAAAAGAGCGGGUGAGACUUUCAUUUGGCUCAUAGAGUGAAGCCUGAGCAGGAGCAAAAUUUAUAGAUGAUCUAUGGUCUGAACUCUGAUGCGUCUAUUGAAGUGAUGAUAGUAGAAAACUCAUUUUUCAUGCUUUGUUUACUAAUAAUACUGUGUAAUGCUUCUUUCCGGGCAUUAGACCUCAUGGGUCACCGAACUCUCUCCGUUUAUUAUAAAAUGAAUGCUAUAACUAAUUUUGUUUCUUUUUUA
This is a messenger RNA of Mercurialis annua (annual mercury), 1212 nucleotides long. Its product is annotated as 2-oxoglutarate-Fe(II) type oxidoreductase hxnY-like. The record is from RefSeq and is a predicted model, not a curated record. Lineage: Eukaryota; Viridiplantae; Streptophyta; Magnoliopsida; Malpighiales; Euphorbiaceae. The transcript has 11 exons. The coding region runs from base 78 to 998 and encodes 306 amino acids.